Molecule: messenger RNA, 507 nt
Organism: Eurytemora carolleeae
Lineage: Eukaryota; Metazoa; Arthropoda; Copepoda; Calanoida; Temoridae
Product: neurexin-3
Exons: 4
Coding region: 181-507 (108 amino acids)
Source: RefSeq, a predicted model, not a curated record
UUCAGGUUGAAUUGAGAUCUAUUUUCAAAAGAGUGAUAUCUAUUAAAUAAAAGUGCGAAGUGUUUCCGAUGAUCUAAAAUGUAGUCGAACCUAGUGCGGUUUGUGCAGAAUGAAGAGAAAAUGAAACUGGCGUUGAACUGAUAAUUAAUUAGAAGUUGCUUAGUUCAUCCUGCGGACACAAUGUUUAUAUUCCUUCUUCUAGUUUCAACCACAGCUCAGGGACUGAUUUUGUCUGGUACUCCGCAGUCCUAUGCCCAGUACAGCAAAUGGUACAUAGCAAUCAAUUCUACCCUAGAGCUUGAGUUUCGAACACGGGGGGAGGACGGACUUCUGGUUUAUAUGGAUGAUGGAGGAUAUUAUGAUUUCUUGGAGAUAAAACUGUCAGGGGGCGGGCUCAGGGUUCGGUUUAACCAAGGAGGCGGCCCGGAGCUCUUCUCUUUAGGAGAAGGACUAGCAGACUUCAACUGGCAUAAGGUUGUUGAAGCUAAGAUAACUAUCAAGAAAUAG